Molecule: messenger RNA, 923 nt
Organism: Emericellopsis atlantica
Lineage: Eukaryota; Fungi; Ascomycota; Sordariomycetes; Hypocreales; Bionectriaceae
Exons: 2
Coding region: 241-783 (180 amino acids)
Source: RefSeq, a predicted model, not a curated record
GUCUUGAACUGUGACGAGGGCCUGGUGGCUAUGAACAAUGCGUCUGGUCACACAGUGUUGUGUCAGAAGCGCAAGCACAAGCGACAGUCUGCGAGGAUGACCCAGAAGCGACGCAAGCAUGCUGAGUAUGAUCCACUAGCCGACCCAAGCGCUGGUCAGCUGUAUCGUGGACUUUGAGGCAAAGCAAAGAAAAGCUGGGCUAUCUUAGUUCUACCCACUGAGGACCUUGGAGAGGUCGGCAUGUGCGGCACAAUGAAAUCUCUCGGCCUAAACAAGGCGAUACCGCCGUGUUAUAUCUAUGAUGAGCGAACAAUGGCGUUUAGUUGGGCGGGAGGGUACGAAGAUGGGGGUCCAACAACUGCGGAGCGCAAAUUUCCGGUUGCCUACUUCAACGGCUCAGGCUUUCCAGAAAAAAGUACCGUGGGAUGGUUGGGUGCUAAGGACCUUGCGCCACUCGAUGUAGGGAACUUGGACAGCGCUGGUAUCCCGCAUGCAGAGAUGGUACGUGGAUACCUUCGACAACGAAAUGCUGCUCCGGCAGCCGUGACGGACCUCGAAGUCUGCACUGCUUUCAUUAGUAAGUUUCAAAUAUCCUCACGCUGCUCUUUACUCAUGCCCUCCCUGCGCCGGACGCUUGGAAAACUGCAAACUGCUCCUCAUCCCCUGUCUUCCCGACGACGCGACAGCCAACGCCCGCAUCCAAGAUUGCGGAUGCAUCUACACCAACCAUCCCGAACCGACCAACGAUGCCCACCAUCAAGCCAUUGCAUCACCGAGCCAUGAUAUCCACAGCAUGCACAAGUCCCCGGGUCAAUCUUUGCUGGGUCCUGGGAAGGGGCAAGUUGAGGUCAUUGACUUGACAACGGAAGACUCUGAAUCAUCAACAGGGGGGAGCAGCCCCGUUCUCUCCCAUGCGUCCCCGA